CACACCUAGCACUCAGGGACAGCGUGGAUCAGAGCCAUCACACACACACUCGCACGUGCGCACGCACACAUAUGCACUAGCGGAUACGGGCACGGACAGCCUGGCUGAACGUCCGCUAAACAAGCGGGAUAUUAUCUGGUGACACACAAGGACCCCGAAGAUACUAAGAGACAGAUGUCACAUCCCCUCAUUGUCAGAUUUGUUUGGACUGUGACCUAAUUCUGACUACGGGCUGCGCUCGCGCUGGUGAUCCGCUGACGGAGUACUGUGGGCACGCAUCGAGCUCCCAGUCCCCAAACCACUUCCACGGGCUUGUAGCUCACGCCGGACGCUCUGGAUGAUGCUCUGGAGCACUCGUCCUGAACCAGGCAAGAGUGAACCGAGGAACUGAGCAGUGCUGUGGAAUGAAGGCAAGAGCUCUGCGGUCAGACCGAGAAGAGAAAAAGAUCUGGAUUUCGUCUGAGAACUCCAGCCUUAGAGGAGCUUGUCAGAGGUUCCCGUCGGCACGCCCUUGAAGAGGAUGAAAAAAUCGCCCACUCAGAAGUUGAACGGUUCCUGAGCGGAUCCUCACGGACUGGACGCCCACCCAAGGAGAAGUCCCUUUCCGUUUCACUUCCUAGCUACACCUCCGCCCAGUAUCCCUGUCUCCCAAAGCUCCUGAGCCUUACCUCAGCCUUCCAGCAUGUCUCAGGAAGAUGACAAAUCCCGCUGCAACGGGAUCAAGAAGCACAGAACUACCCUGCCAGUGCCAAUGAUAUCCCGGAAUGAUGUCAGCAUCUGGAGCAUCCUUAAAAAGUGCAUCGGGAUGGAGCUGUCCAAGAUCACCAUGCCCGUCGUCUUUAACGAGCCGCUCAGCUUCCUGCAGCGUAUCGCAGAGUACAUGGAGCACACGUAUCUCAUCCACCAAGCAAACAGCUCGUCCGACUCCAUCGAGAGGCUAAAGUGUGUGGCAGCGUUCGCAGUGUCUGCCGUGGCCUCGCAGUGGGAGAGGACGGGAAAACCCUUCAACCCCCUGCUGGGAGAGACAUACGAGCUGAUCAGAGAGGACCUGGCCUUCAGGUGGAUGUCUGAGCAGGUGAGCCACCACCCCCCCGUUAGCGCCUUCCACGCCGAGGGCCUCAGGAACGACUUCGUCUUCCAUGGCUCCAUCUACCCCAAGCUGAAGUUUUGGGGCAAAAGUGUGGAGGCUGAACCUCGAGGGAUCAUUACCCUGGAGUUUCCUAUGCACAAUGAAGCGUAUACCUGGACCAACCCCAUCUGCUGCGUCCACAACGUCAUCGUGGGCCAGCUGUGGAUCGAGCAGUACGGAAACGUGGAGGUGGUCAACCACAAGACCGGGGAGAAAUGCAGCCUCACCUUCAAGCGAUGCGGUCUGUUCGGUAAAGAGCUGCACAAGGUAGAAGGGUACCUGCUGGACAAAAGCAAAAGGAAGCUGUGUGCCCUGUAUGGGAAGUGGACCGAGUGUCUGUACACAGUGGACCCGACCGUGUACGAUGCCCACAAGAAAGCAGACAAGAAGAGUACUGAAGAAAAGAAGGGGGCCAAACCGCACGGUUCGGAUGAAGAGUCCGAGGAGAUGCCCAUUCCGGAGUCGGAGACGGUGCAGGUGAUCCCGGGCAGUGAGCUGCUGUGGAGGAUUACACCCAGACCUGAAAACACCGCGCAGAUGUACGCCUUCUCGACCUUCGCCAUGCAGCUCAAUGAGCUGGAGGAUGGCAUGGAGGGGGUGAUCCCAGCGACGGACUGUCGGCUUCGGCCUGACAUGCGAGCGUUCGAGAAUGGAGACAUAGAUCAGGCCAGCAAGGAGAAGAAGAGGCUGGAGGAAAAGCAGAGGAUGUCGAGGAAGGAGCGUGCCAAGACGGGGGAAGACUGGAAGAGCAGCCCUGCCCUUGGGCCCAGGUGGUUCCAGCAGGCACCCAACCCCCACAAUGGUUCCCGGGACUGGAUCUACUCUGGUGGAUACUGGGACAGGAACUACAGCCAGCUCCCUGAUAUUUAUUAACUUCUCAUUCCCAGGAUAAAGAGAAUUUCCUCGGAAUUUAAACUUGUUUUGUUUUUUUUUUUUUAUAGCUGUUUCAUUUUUUUUUUUUUACAUGGCAUUAAUCUUCUGGGAUUGUUCGCUUCUCAACCGAGAAAUUGCGUUUGUAUUAGGAGUCGUGUUUACGUCAGGAGCACUACAGAGGAACCAGCGGAGUUCCCCGUAGGAUUGCUGUAGUUCACAGAUUCGGUCCAGUUGCAGCAUUGUGUGCAUGAAUUCAUCUCUAACCUGAGGACCGAUCAUCGUGUCUUGUGACAUAUCAAAGGUCUCACUGAAGCAGAACCAGCUCAUGCUCAUUCUCCUGUCGUGACUGAUCUGUAAUUUGUGUACAGCUGUCUGAAAGGAUGGGUUUGCUGCAUCACUUCCACUGUUAGGUAGAGUAGAUGCAGGGUUGAUGUUACAGACAAGCCUCUUUACGUGCUCUCAUUGCAGAAUCCUACUUCAGAAAUAAUGUCACCAAGAAUACUACUUUUGAACAUCUAUUAAUGAUCUCAUUUGGGUCUCAUAAGGGUGUCAUUAAAAAUUAGUCCACUGGUUCUUCCCCAUCUCUGUACAAUAAGCAAACAUUAGAUAUAAUUUGAGAGGGGUGCUUACUUCCACCAUGGUGUUGCAGUUCUUUGUUUACCUCAGAGAGAUUGUGGCGUCCCUUUGUCACUUAUGCAGAACAAACAGCAAUAUUCUGUGAAUUUAGAAAACCCUGCCCCGCCAAUGGGCGGAGAUGUUUUACAAACUGACUCUGGGUUGUUGUGGUUCCUUCAUGCUGCUGUGGUCCCCUUCCACGUUUUUUGUGAACUGUAUCGCGUCUUAAGAAUGUGUGUGGUUAUUUACCGGAUGGACUGAACCGGCCCAUGUUGUCUCAGCCCGACUAAAUCUGGUGGGCAUCACACUGGCCACCUCACUUCCUCUUGCAAAGAGCUGGGAAACGUUGCGGCAGUGCCAGUCAAAGACCCUGGGUGUUCUUCAAUACCGAGAAUGUAAAGAUCAUACUUGUGGUUUUGACAAGUGCAGUCUUGCUAACUUGCCUCCCAAGAAUGAACUUGGGGUGCAAUGAAUCAUGGGACUGUUCUCAUUUGGCAAGACUGCUACUGAUGCAUCCUUGAUGUUUGUGGCGGGGCAAGAACGAGAUCCGAGGAUUUUUACCGUCCUCCAUACUUUUGUUCUAAGCACUGGAACUGGUCUUCGGCAAUGGAAGGUGACAUAAAAUGGGUACAUGAGAACACAAGUAUGGUCAAGUAUGCAUAUUGAGAAGCACCCCAUGUUUCGGCGCUGGCGUGGAGAAAAGAAAGGAGAUGGCACCGGCAUGGGGAGGAGAGAGGAGGUGGUGCCGGCAUUGGGUGGAGAGAGGAGGUGGUGCCGGCAUGGGGAGGAGAGAGGAGGUGGUGCCGGUGGUUUGCUAAGCUGGCACCCCCUCAGAGAUGGCCUCCGUUGUGUGCUGUUUGUGUGAUAGUGCUGUGGAUGUUUCCUUAUGGCUCCGCCUCAGGGAUGACUGGCAAAUUGGAUCGUCCUGUUGACAAUUGUUGUAAUUCCUGUUGACAGGAAUCAGGCUUGAUCAGGUUUGUCUGGCCAAGUUCAGUUAAGUGGUUAUAAUCUGAAAUAACUGGGUCAGUUGUCCACCCAGGCUUGGAGUCCUGGUGUUUAUCACUAACUACUGGUUAACACUCUAGUUGAUAAGUUUGAGUUAUGUCUGCCAUUUGUCUAUUGUAUAUUAGCUUAGGUAAAUUCCAUUAUAAAUAUAUAAAACUAACAGUAGGAACAGGCACAAGCGUGAUCCUGACAGACUAGUUUUUAACUGUUAUGUGCAAUAAGUAUUCCAAGAGAAUUUAUAUUGCUUCAAAAUAAAGAUU
Brienomyrus brachyistius is the source of this 3882-nucleotide messenger RNA. Its product is annotated as oxysterol-binding protein-related protein 1. NCBI's taxonomy places the organism in Eukaryota, Metazoa, Chordata, Actinopteri, Osteoglossiformes, Mormyridae. Gene Ontology annotation, molecular function: cholesterol binding. The record is from RefSeq and is a predicted model, not a curated record. Bases 683 to 2002 code for a protein of 439 amino acids. Gene Ontology annotation, cellular component: cytosol; membrane; intracellular membrane-bounded organelle. The transcript has 18 exons.